AUGUCGACCCUCGCAGACGAGCUACUGCAGGACUUUGAGGACUCUGGUUCUGAGAAUGGCGAGCGCGUGGAGGAUGAUGGCGAGGACAAUACGGCGGCCAUUAUGGGCCUGUCCGGUGGCGACGUGCCAAUGGACGACACAGACCUGGUCAGCUCCGAUGACGAUGACGACGCCAUGGGGGGUGUGAACGAAGACAACGAAGGAGAUGACAAGGAGACCAAUGGAAAGGCAGACAAGAACGGCAAGCCGAGCGAUUUGCGGUCCGCAACGAGCCUCGUCAAGACGCUUGAUUCCAUCUUAGAGGUUCGUGAUCAUUCUUAUCCCUCAAACUACUUCGUCCCGCACCGGUCUUGUGCCGAGUGUCGUGGACGUCCAAACCGAGAUACAGCGUUUACAUCUGUCCUCUCUUCUUUCUCUUUUGCGCGAGAAAUAGCAACCCUGACCUGUCUGGACCACACCCUACAGAAAAUCAAAUUCUACCAAGCACAACCGAGCGAGACACGACACGAACACGUCGGAAACGUCGAGGAGCACCCCGAGUACCACCUAUUGACACAGGCCAACGGCCUCUCAACGGCCAUUGACAAUGAGGUGGUCCUUGUGCACAAAUGGGUACGCGACCACUACUCGGUGCGCUUCCCAGAGCUCGAGACCCUCGUCACCAACCCGCUCGAGUACGCCAAGACUGCCGCGGUGCUCGGCAACGGCCCGCUGGACUCGGACGCCAUGCGCCGGAUACCCCAGUCGACGGACAACCCGCUCGGCGUGUCCCUCGACUCGGUGCUCGACAAACCAACCCUGAUGAUUGUCACGACAAGCGCCAUCACCUCCAAGGGCCAGCCCAUGGCGCAGAACGACCUCGACGGCGUGGUGGCGGCCUGUGGCGUGAUGGUGAAGCUCGAUGUGGCGAAACGGGCGUUGACCGAAUACGUGCAGUCGCGCAUGACUAUCUUUGCGCCGAACCUAACAGCGCUCAUUGGCUCCUUGACGGCCGCCCAGCUUCUCAACACGGCCGGGGGUCUGACGGGCCUGUCCAAGACCCCCGCCUGCAACAUUGCGGCGUGGGGUUCAAAAAGGGGCGCCAACGCCAGCGCCCUGGCGACAAACGUGACGUCACGCCAGCAGGGUUACCUUUACCAAUCACCCAUCAUUCACACGAUUCCGACAGACCUGAAGAAGCAGGCGAUGCGCAUUGUCUCGGCCAAAGUGGUACUGGCCGCGCGUGUCGACCGGAUCCACUCGUCGCCGGACGGCAGCCAGGGUGAGGAGCUCAAAGACCAGUGCCUGGAGCGGCUGGAGAAGCUUCAAGAGAAGCCACUGAAUACAGGCGCACGGGCCCUACCAGCACCCGACGACAAGCCGUCGCGGAAACGCGGCGGUCGGCGGGCGCGGCAGGCCAAGGCGGCAACAGCGAUGACGGACCUACGCAAGGCGCAGAACCGGAUGGCGUUUGGCCAGGAGGAGAAGGAGGUCGGCUACGGCGUCGGUGACGAGACCGAGGGCCUGGGCAUGAUCGGUGCGGCAAGCGACGGUCGCGUGCGCGCCCUGCAGGUCGACCAGCGCACGCGAGCCAAGCUGAGCGCCAAGAACAAGGGCUGGGGCGGCCUGGCGUCGUCGGUCAACGGCGGCAGCGGUGCAGCAUCGUCGCUACGGGGCAUUGGCCAGGCGGCCGGCGGCCUGGACCUACGGGGCCAUGGUUUGCGGGCAUCUGGCGUUGGCACCACGGUGGGCAGCCAAGCGGCCGGUACAAUGUCGUCGCUGGCAUUUACACCCGUGCAAGGACUGGAGCUGGUCGAUCCCAGCGUGCGCGCCGAGAUGGGUCGCAAGAGAAAGGCGGAAGAGGACCGGUAUUUCAAGGGCGGCACCUUUACGCAAAUCGGCGGCAGCGCAGGCGGCGGCGGUGUUGCAGACGGCGUGUUCAAGAAGCCAGCGCUGCCACCUGCCAAACGCGUGGAUACGGGCGCGACAAAGAAGUGA
Molecule: messenger RNA, 1977 nt
Organism: Sporothrix schenckii 1099-18
Lineage: Eukaryota; Fungi; Ascomycota; Sordariomycetes; Ophiostomatales; Ophiostomataceae
Product: U4/U6 small nuclear ribonucleoprotein PRP31
Exons: 1
Coding region: 1-1977 (658 amino acids)
Biological process (GO): spliceosomal tri-snRNP complex assembly; mRNA splicing, via spliceosome
Cellular component (GO): U4 snRNP; U4/U6 x U5 tri-snRNP complex; precatalytic spliceosome
Source: RefSeq, a predicted model, not a curated record